AUGGCCAUGCCGGAAUCUGGAUUCAAGGGAUUCAAGGGAUUCAAGGGAUUCAAGGAUUCAAGGGAUUCAAGGAUUCAAGGGAUUCAAGGGAUUCAAGGGAUUCAAGGGAUUCAAGGGAUUCAGCGGGGAUUAACGAUCCGGGAAUGGAUUCACUGUCCCAGCAGAAUCGAGAGGAGGGCCCGGGGCGUGCUGGUUCUGGUUACCGGGGCUACUGGAUUUCUGGGACGCAGGGUGGUUGCUGAACUCCUGGCGCAUCACCAUGACGUUCGAUGCCUGGUGCAUUCGCCGGGCAAGGAGCGGCUGCUGGACCAGUUCAACGUCGAUGUUCACUACGGAAGUGUUCUCGACCCGGAGUCCAUUGGCCAGGCCAUGUACGGCGUGCAGGCGGUGGUGCACCUGGUGGGGAUCAUCCGGCCCAGCCGGGGAGCCACUUUCGACCGGAUGCAUCGGCAGGGCACAGCAAACGUGGUUGAGGCGACCACUGCUGCAGGCAUCCGCGAGUUGAUUUACGUCAGCGCCCUUGGGGCGACCGCAAACGCCGCGUAUCCCUACCUGUACUCAAAGCACCAAGCGGAACUAAGGGUUACCAGUUCGGGGCUGAGCUACACGAUACUGCGGCCCUCGGUAAUCUUCGGGCCAGGGGACGAGUUCAUGACAGCUCUGGCGGGGCUGGUGCGGCUGGGGCCGAUUGUGCCCGUGAUAGGCAGCGGCAAGAAUCGAAUGCAGCCUGUCGCGGUGGAGGACGUCGCGCAGUGUGUUGCGUCCUCGGUCGGCAACUCCCUGGUCAAGGGAAAGACGCUGAACGUCGCAGGGCCGCAUCGGCUCAGUUACAACGAUCUUCUGGACGAGGUAGCGCUCGCAAUGGGCAGGGGCAUCCGCCGAUUCCAUAUACCCACACCCCUGGCAUGGCCAGCAGUUGCCCUGAUGCAGAGCCUGACGCCCAGACCGCCGGUAACGACAGGACAGUUGCGAAUGCUGGGGAUCCGGAAUGUGUCGGUGAGCCGGGACAUCGAGGAGGCAUUCGGGUUUACCCCCAAAGCGUUGAGGGGUAACAUUAAUUAUGUGAACGACUUGUUGUGGCGAAUCGGGAGGUGUGGUUUGCAAUAUCCUGAGGCAAUAGCAAACGUGCUCUCCCUAUUCGACUCGGAGAGAGCCCGGGUCGAUGGUCCGCGUCAGAAGGUCAUCUAUGAUCUGGGCAGGAUGGUGGGGUUCCUGGAGCGAAUGGGGAACCCACACAGGAUGGUCCCCACCGUUCACAUUGCGGGCACAAAAGGGAAGGGAAGCACUGCUUCAAUGUGCGAUGCGGCAUUCCAAGCCGCAGGCCUUUCGACGGGAUUUUACUCGUCGCCGCAUCUUCACACUUUCCGGGAACGACUGCGCAGGGACUGCCAGCCUGUCUCCGAGGACGAAUUCGCUGGACUGGUCGGAGACCUCUGGCCGAUGCGCAAUGUUAACAGUCAGGACACCGUGACUUUGUUCGAGUUCCUGACGGGAAUGGCAUUCCAGUGUUUUGCCCAGGCAAACGCAGACGUGCAGACGAUAGAGGUGGGGCUAGGCGGAAGGCUGGACGCUACCAAUGUCGUUGAUGCUCAAGUGUGCGUCAUAACGUCCGUGAGCAUGGACCACGCCAAAAUUCUUGGUGACACAAUUGGUGAGAUUGCCGCAGACAAGGCGGGUAUUAUCAAGGCGGGAUCCACGCCGGUGAUCGCGCCGCAGAGGGCCGAGGCCCUUGCCUCCAUCCUGGAAGCCUGCAACCGGGUGGGUGUUGAGCCGAUAUUGAUCGGCCGGGACGUCGCCUGGGAACCGAAGGGAACCAAAGCGGUCAGCCAGCAGCUCACGGUUCACGGCCUGCUGGGGUCAUACGAUCUGGACAUUCCGCUGCUGGGGGACUACCAGAUGGAGAAUGCCGCCACUGCCGUGGUGGCGGUCGAGGCGAUGUGCCGUGCCCAAGGGUUCGAGAUGCUCGCUGAAACCCUAGCCAAGGGAUUCGCGAAUGUGUCCUGGCCUUGCCGAAUGGAGAUUCUGGGGCGCGAUCCCCUGGUCAUCGCUGACGGCGCCCACAACGACUACUCUGUAGACCGGCUGCUUGAGUCACUGCCCCACUAUUUCGAUUAUGACCGUCUGGUUGUAGUGGCCGGCUUUUCACGAGACAAGAACGUAGAUGCGAUGGUGAGCUCGAUAGUCCCCGCAGCCGACUUCGUCGUUGCCACCCAGGCCCGCCAUCCGAGGGCUCUCGUGGCUGGGGAACUCAACGACAUGCUGCAGGGGAAAGGCGCCAGGGCUGAAGUUGCGGCAACUCCGAGUGAAGCACUCGAACAUGCCAGGGACGCCGCGGGCCCCAAUGGCCUGGUGCUGGCUACGGGGUCGCUGUUCCUCGCAGCAGAGGUGAGGGAGGCCGCCCUCGGCAUAGAGCCGGAAAUUUAUCCGACCUUGGCCAAGAAGGCGGACUAG
Geodia barretti is the source of this 2451-nucleotide messenger RNA. Lineage: Eukaryota; Metazoa; Porifera; Demospongiae; Tetractinellida; Geodiidae. The record is from the annotation of a GenBank genome assembly.